Gambusia affinis (western mosquitofish) is the source of this 3648-nucleotide messenger RNA. RefSeq names its product CXXC finger 4 (gene cxxc4). Lineage: Eukaryota; Metazoa; Chordata; Actinopteri; Cyprinodontiformes; Poeciliidae. The transcript has 3 exons. The record is from RefSeq and is a predicted model, not a curated record. Gene Ontology annotation, molecular function: methyl-CpG binding; zinc ion binding. Gene Ontology annotation, cellular component: nucleus. The coding region runs from base 535 to 1404 and encodes 289 amino acids.
GCCACACACAGCGACAGGAGACACGGACCGAGCAGAGAGCAGGCAGACGCACAAUACAAGAGGAGAAGAAGCACCUAUAUAUACAUCCAGCGCUGCGAUCUAGAUUGUUGUUUUUUUGUUGUUUUUUUUUACCCACUCUCGUUUUGGCUUAUAGAUGCACUUUUCAACCUCUCUUCCUAGUUUGGCAGGACAAGCGAAAAAAAUGCUUCUUUUGUUUUGAGCGAUCUGAACGCACACACUGACAGAGACACACAGAGACGCGGUGGCUCUGCUCCCCUCGGGCGGCUUGUCUGUGCGUCUUUUCUCGCAUCUUUGCAUUAAAUCCCCCCUGCCUCCCUCCACAUAUCGCCUCGCAGUGAUGUGCGGUAACACGGUGGCGGGCUGGUAGCAUCUUGGGAGCCUUGUCUCAACGGGAACCCGUGCUGAAGAAGACACAUCAGGAUGGUUACUCAUUGUUCCUAACCAGCUUCAGCUCGACAAAGGCCCGUGCACCUUCACGCUCCCCCCCUGAACACUGACAAGCACUCCCCAGCCAUGUCUAACAUAAACAAUGCGCUUUGCAUUGAAAAUGGACAAAAUGCAGACGUGUCGCUCCUGCAGAAGGAUAAUCUCCAGGAUGGUGGAUUAAGUCAGCUCUUGGAUUAUAACGCAGAAAUGGAAAGGUACAGGUCUUUUGCGAACUUUUACAAAACGAACGGUGCGUUUCCGCAGACUGCAAAAAUUGCCCGAAUCACGACGCCCAUUUUUCCCAGCGCCAGAAUUGGUAUGUCCCCUUGGAACUGUGAUAACGCCAUGCUCUGGGGAAGGAAAUCAGCGGCAAUAAACCCUAAUAGGACCAGCAUGCAUAGAAAUGACUCCCAGAGGCCGGGGAAGCCUGGCGUGCCGCCAGAGACGCUGCAAAUGGCAAAUAAUAAUUUCCUCUCUACCUUAUCCCCCGAACACUGCAGACCUUUAGCAGGAGAAUGCAUGAACAAGCUGAAAUGCGGCGCUGCUGAAGCAGAGAUAAUGAAUCUCCCAGAACGCGUUGGAACUUUUUCCGCUAUUCCGGCUUUAGGGGGCAUCUCAUUACCUCCCGGGGUCAUCGUCAUGACAGCCCUUCACUCCCCCGCAGCCUCAGCAGCCGUUACAGACAGUGCGUUUCAAAUUGCCAAUCUGGCAGACUGCCCACAGAAUAAUUCCUCAGCAUCCAGUGGAAACCCAGCGAAGAAGAAAAGGAAAAGGUGUGGGGUGUGUGCACCCUGCAGGCGGCUAAUCAACUGUGGUGUUUGCAGCAGUUGUCGGAACCGCAAAACAGGCCACCAGAUCUGCAAAUUUAGGAAAUGCGAGGAGUUGAAGAAGAAGCCUGGCUCGUCGCUGGAGAGGACGCCGGUAAACAACGGGGAGGCUUUUCGAUGGUUCUUUUAGAAAAAUGAGAAGUGGACCUCCAUCCUGCAGCAGGAAGACAGGCAGGACUCUUGACUGUCUGCCAGGAGAAUUUCAUGGACACACAGCACGUAGCGCGGCCCAAACAUUUUUGAAGAGGACGCAAGGAGAAAAAGUGGACAGACACAAAGAUAAACAAAAACAUAAUGGUGUUGUUUUAACUCUGUAAUUUCUUUUUUUCCUGUGUAAUUAUUGUACCUUUUGACAGUAUCAUUAUGUAUAUUUUUGGUGUCUAUGAAUGUGUUUUCAGUGUCGUGGCUGUAGGUUUUACAGCUAGCCCUGUGUAAAGAACUCAAACAGACAAUCAUACAAAUACACUGAAUCUGACAAAACAAAGAGGCCACAAGAAUCAAUUAUCAAACAAAUACCUGUCACUCUGGAGCAAUAACUGAGCCUGUUGACCAUUCCUCAUAUUCACAUUUCAGAAACAUUCAUUCGCCAAACUGAGUCAUAUUCUAGGAUUGUCUUUUAACUCUGUUUACACUCUAAAAACUGCUGGGUUAAAAAAAACAACAACACUAAAUUCAGGUUAUUUUGCUAACACAGUCUUGGGUUAAACACUGGGUGAUCUAAACUUUGGUUGAUUUAACAAAAUAGGGUGUCUGCAGUGUCGAGACACUGGGGUAGGUUUUUAACUGAAAAUAUUGGUUAAAAUGACAAAUGUUUUAACAAUAACAAAGAGAGGGUUGAAAUGAUAAAUUAUUAUCUGGAUAUACAUCCUUCAUUAAAAAUGAUCAGAUGAGGAGUAUCAAUCUUGUGGAAAAAAAUAUUUGGCAAAUUUUAUUUACAUUUUAAGGAAUGUCAAAUUUUUUUAUACCAAUAAUUAUUGGGGAAACAAACUAACUACUUAGCAACGAACAGGCUAAAUGUGUGCCAAGUAAAAAAUCUGAUCUAUAUGGGACACUUUUCUCCUUAGCACAUCAUUGCUUAAAGCUAAAAGAUUUAACUAAACAGUAGAGUAUUAUAUAUGAAAUAAACACGUUAAAACAAGAUAAAUAAUAAAAGUAGUUAACCUAUUUAAUUUUACUUUUUGACCAACUGAUUGGCCAAAGUGUAGUCUUAGCAGCUAAAGGGCUAGCGUAACAUUUAGUUAGCAAGCAUCUCCAGUGUUAAUCAUUGACACAAAGCAUUGACAUCAACAGCAUUAUCACAGCUAUCAGGUUGUCAUGGUAUGUUAACCUUAGUUUAACAAUGAUAUUGCCUCCCUGUUUACAUGUAUUUACACAAAAUAAAAAUGAAAAGAAAGACAUUGUUAGGAUCAAUGUCAAUACAGCAAUACUAAUGACCGAUGACCUUUUAAUUUCCAGCUCAGUUUAAUUUAUCCUUAGCUGAAAUCUUUCCAAACAACUAAAUUUGUCUUACUUCAAACCAAAUCAAAAGCGUAGUAGCCUUCUGACCAGCAGUGCCCAGCAGCAUUUGGGGGAGAAACAGCACUGCGUUACAAUACAAUCAGUGACAAAAGGUCUGAUCACUCUGGCACUUUCUUUGGCAAAUUAUAAUGUUCUAGAAAUUACACACUGGGAGGUUUCUAGACAAUUAUUAUCAUUUUUUUUAUACACUCCUUAUAUGUUCAUAUCUAAUCUCUUUGCCAGCCUAUGAAACUUUGGUCAUGAUUUCUGAUUUUCGAAAAACCAUUCAACUUCUGUUUCAACAAUUGAUUUAAGAAAUAACCCAGCAGUUUUUGUGUGUGUGUGUGUAAUGUUAAAACCAUUUAUACCAGUGUGAAGGCGGCAGCAGUUAUGGGAACUGACUGAGCUUGUGUGGACACACUCCAGAACAGGGCACAUUGUCCUGCAUUAGUGAGCUGCACUUCAAAUUGUUAGCAUCAGCACCUGGGCGGCACGGGAGGUGAUAUUCCCCUAGAUAAUUCAACCUUUUAUUUCUCACAAAACUACAUCAGUUGUUAUAUCUUUUUGGUACCGUUUUGUUUGGGGUCACUGAAGGUUAAUAUGAAAGCUGGAAGAAAUCCCAGUGAAGUACCGUAAACUACGGUGGAAAAUCUGGAAUUAAAUGUGGAACGGUAGACAGAUUUGCUCUGAUGCUAAAGUAUGUUCUGGACUUUUCUUAAGUGGAGUAAAACAGCAGUCCAGUCUACUGCAAAGCGGCAUUAAAACAUUCCAAAAAACAAAGUUAUUCAAUAAGUUACUCAUUGUCUUAAACCCUAUUGUUGCAUGUGUAAAUGUGUUUUUUGGUUUUAAAGAUUACUAAGAAUUUGUAUAUUGUUGU